Molecule: messenger RNA, 1098 nt
Organism: Elaeis guineensis (African oil palm)
Lineage: Eukaryota; Viridiplantae; Streptophyta; Magnoliopsida; Arecales; Arecaceae
Product: very-long-chain 3-oxoacyl-CoA reductase 1
Cellular component (GO): endoplasmic reticulum
Molecular function (GO): ketoreductase activity
Source: RefSeq, a predicted model, not a curated record
AUGGAACUCCCUCCCUUCAUCAGCCAUCUCAAAGCACAACCUACAUGGGUCCUUCUACUCUCAUCUCUAGGGUUCCUUUCUCUCCUCCAAACUUCCAUAACCCUUCUCAAAUGGUUCUACGCCGCCUUCCUCAGGCGAGGGAAGGACCUCAAAGCCUAUGGCUCAUGGGCACUCGUCACCGGAGCCACCGACGGCAUCGGAAAGGCCUUUGCCUUCCAACUGGCCCACCUAGGACUCAACCUGGUCUUAAUCGGUAGAAAUCCAAACAAGCUUCGACAAGUCUCCAAUGAGAUAAAAGCCAAGCAUCCCUGCACCGAGAUCAAACUCGUCGUCAUAGAUUUGGCCGGCGAUUUAUCAGACGGUAUUCGAAGUCUCGAAGAGGAUAUCAAAGGGUUGGACGUAGGGAUCAUGGUGAACAACGCUGGGAUGACGUACCCGCGGUUCAUGUACUUCGAUGAGGUGGAGGAGGAGCUGUGGGAAGGUAUCGUGAAGGUGAACGUGGAGGCGACGACGAGGGUCACACGUGCGGUGCUUCCGGGGAUGAUAAAGAGGGGGAGAGGAGCCGUUGUUAGUAUUGGCUCCGGGAGUUCCGUGGUGGUGCCUUCGUUUCCUCUCUCUGCUGUGUAUGCUGCUUCCAAAGCGUAUGUUAAUCAGUUCUCUAAAAGCCUAUAUGUUGAGUAUAAGAGCAUGGGGAUCGACGUGCAGUGUCAGAUCCCCUUAUAUGUGGCAACAAAAAUGGUUGGUAUCAAGCAAUCUUCUGUGUUCGUACCGUCACCAGAUGUCUAUGCUUCUGCUGCCAUGCGUUGGAUAGGCUAUGAGCCACUGUGCACUCCUUAUUGGCUUCAUUACAUUCAGUGGUGCUUGGCUUAUCUAUUUCCAGACUUCAUCCUCAAUUCAUGGCUUCUACAUGUGGGAAAUAGAAAGAAAAGCCAAAUUAAAAAAUUGAGAAGGGAAUGAAAUGUCUCUUGAUGUUUUCUUUAAUAAAAAUUGUAUACCAUGAGUAAUACUGGUAAUGGUUUGGUUUUCCAGAAAGUAUGAAGCAUAAAGACAUGUAUUUAUUAAAUAUUUAGAAUGACACCAAACAAGUAAUUAAUUCUG